AUGAGCAUACCGAGAAUAAUGGUCUUUAGGCCAACCUGGGAAGAGUUCCAGGAUUUCCCGGCCUACAUUGACUAUAUGGAGUCGAAGGGAGCUCACAAGGCUGGUCUCGUAAAGGUUGUUCCGCCACCGGAAUGGGUCCCGCGGAAGCAAGGAUACGACAUUAAGGAUAUCAACGUGACCAUACGUACACCGAUCUCGCAGGUGGUAUCGGGUAGACAGGGCCUGUACCAGCAGCUAAACAUCCAGAAGCGAUCGAUGACGGUGCAAGAGUUUUACGAGAAAACGCAGGAGGAGCGUCAUGCCACACCGAAGCACUUUGACUAUGCGGAUAUAGAGAAGAAAUUUUGGAAGAACAUAACGUAUGUCGCUCCCAUAUACGGUGCGGACGUACCGGGCAGUUUGACCGAUCCGGAUGUGAAGGUGUGGAACAUUAACUGCCUCGGGACCAUACUGGAUUACGUCAAUGCGGACUAUAAUAUUUCGAUAGCAGGUGUAAACACGGCCUACCUGUACUUUGGCAUGUGGAAAACCACGUUCGCAUGGCACACCGAAGAUAUGGAUUUGUACUCGAUAAAUUACCUGCACUUUGGAGCACCCAAGACGUGGUAUGCCAUCCCACCCGAGCAUGGUCGCAAGCUGGAGAAGCUGGCGGAACGCAUGUUCUCGUUAAACUACCAGGAGUGCAAAGCGUUCAUGCGCCACAAGAUGACGCUCAUUAGUACGCAGAUGCUGAAAGCGCACGGCAUACCGUUCAACAAGAUCACCCAGGAACCGGGAGAAAUAAUGAUCACCUUCCCGUACGGUUACCAUGCCGGGUUUAAUCACGGCUUUAACUGUGCGGAAUCGACCAAUUUUGCCACCGAACGAUGGAUCGAAUACGGCAAACGGGCGUCCGUAUGUAAUUGCCGCCCAGAUAUGGUGAAAAUUUCAAUGGAAACGUUUGUGCGUCGCUUUCAGCCGGAAGUGUACGAAUUGUGGUUGCGGGGCGAAGAGUAUGGAUACCAUCCCGAAGAUCCAAACACCUUAUGCCUAGCACCGAAACCGAUGUUGCCCAAAAACUUUAAAAGCAAAUGCACUGAUGUGUCCGUUCCACAGAAGCGGGGAUGUGCUCCGUUGAAAAUGGAGAAAAAGAAGGUAGCGAAAAAGACGAGCGAAAAGGCAAAAGAUAGACUGAAAUCCGUCUGGAGCAAGCUGGAGGGAAGGGAGUGUGGUGUCGCGACCGACCUGCUUAUCGAUGGGCCAGUGAAAAGUAGCGCUAAACUAACCGAUCGCUUCCACACACGUACGAUCGAUCUGAUCAACGAUAAUGCCGUUUAG
Molecule: messenger RNA, 1317 nt
Organism: Anopheles marshallii
Lineage: Eukaryota; Metazoa; Arthropoda; Insecta; Diptera; Culicidae
Gene: Kdm4A
Product: probable lysine-specific demethylase 4A
Exons: 3
Coding region: 1-1317 (438 amino acids)
Biological process (GO): chromatin remodeling
Cellular component (GO): nucleus
Molecular function (GO): histone H3K36 demethylase activity; histone H3K9 demethylase activity
Source: RefSeq, a predicted model, not a curated record